Molecule: messenger RNA, 4570 nt
Organism: Dendrobium catenatum
Lineage: Eukaryota; Viridiplantae; Streptophyta; Magnoliopsida; Asparagales; Orchidaceae
Product: 5-oxoprolinase
Exons: 2
Coding region: 529-4320 (1263 amino acids)
Biological process (GO): glutathione metabolic process
Cellular component (GO): cytosol
Molecular function (GO): 5-oxoprolinase (ATP-hydrolyzing) activity
Source: RefSeq, a predicted model, not a curated record
CGAUUACACAAGAAAAGGCGACGGGCUUAUGAGGUUGAGGUCAGAAAAGAGGUGGAGAAGCUCGUGUAAUCGGCUUCCGGAGGGAGUCUGAUCUUGUAUUGACCGAAUCUGGGGUCUGCCGAGGUCGGAGGCGUGAUAGGUGGUUGGCUCGAAAGGUUGUAGUAGCUUAGGGAGUUCGGCAAAUGAUUACUGGCAUCGCCUGCUUGCGUCUGGAGUCAAUCGGAGAAGAUGAGUUGAGAGGAGGAGAUGAAUUGAGAGGAGAAACGGCGAGCUACAGGCACGGGUGUUGAGUCGGAAUCAGCUGUACAGUAUGGAAGUCGGUGCUUGGUUCAGAAACAGAGGAUUAUUUAGUUGGAUGAAGGCUUCGAUUGAGUGCAGGUCGUGAGGCGUGCGAAUGGCAUGGUAGAAACACUAGAACGAGAGGCUGAUCGGUUCGUCCAAGCUUUGAGUUUGCUGUCGACGUGUGGCCGGACGUUCGUGCUCUAGGGCGAGCAAUACUGUUGAGAUACCUAAACUGAGAAGCUUGAAAUGGGAAGUAAUCGGGAGGGGAAAUUCAAGUUUUGCAUUGAUAGAGGUGGAACUUUCACAGACAUCUAUGCAGAAGUUCCAGGUCGAUUAGAGUGUUGUGUAAUGAAACUUCUUUCAGUUGAUCCAGCAAACUAUGAUGAUGCUCCUAUUGAAGGAAUUAGGAGAAUCCUUGAAGAGCGCACUGGUAAUAAAAUCCCACGGUCUUCCAAGAUUCCAACUGACAAAAUUGAAUGGAUCCGUAUGGGCACUACUGUUGCUACGAAUGCUCUUCUUGAACGGAAAGGUGAAAGGAUUGCCCUUUGUGUGACUCAGGGUUUCAAAGACUUGCUUCAAAUUGGAAAUCAAGCACGUCCAAAUAUAUUUGAUCUUAAAGUCUCAAAGCCCUCGAAUCUUUAUGAGGAGGUAAUAGAGGCAGAUGAGAGGAUAGAACUUAUUCUCGAACAGGAAAUGAAAUCCUCUCCUUUGGUGGUUGAAGGUGUUUCAGGGGAGCUUAUCAGGGUGUCAAAAUCACUUGACAUUGAAGCUCUUAAACCUCUCUUGAAGGGUUUGCUUUCCAAAGGAAUUACAUGUUUGGCUGUUGUCUUGCUUCAUUCAUACACUUACCCUCAGCAUGAAAUCAUGAUUGAGAAGUUAGCUUUGAGCAUGGGUUUUAGGCAUGUUUCUCUAUCUUCUUCUUUGACUCCAAUGAUCCGUGCGGUGCCUCGAGGUCUGACAGCUAGUGUUGAUGCCUACCUAACACCAGUCAUCAAAGAAUACUUAACUGGCUUCAUGUCUAGAUUUGAGGGGGGUGCAGAAAAGGUGAAUGUGUUAUUUAUGCAAUCAGAUGGUGGUCUGGCGCCAGAGCAUAGAUUUUCUGGGCAUAAAGCUGUUCUUUCAGGGCCUGCAGGAGGAGUUGUUGGCUAUUCACAAACCCUGUUCGGUCUUGAAUCAUCGAAACCUUUGAUUGGGUUUGAUAUGGGUGGCACAUCUACAGAUGUUAGCCGCUACGAUGGAAGCUAUGAGCAGGUUCUAGAGACUCAAAUUGCUGGAGCCAUAAUUCAAGCACCACAGCUCGAUAUAAACACUGUUGCUGCUGGUGGUGGUUCAAAGCUCAAGUUUCAAUUCGGAUCUUUUCGGGUAGGACCUGAAUCUGUUGGGGCUCAUCCUGGUCCAGUCUGCUACAGGAAGGGUGGAGAGUUGGCAAUUACUGAUGCUAAUUUGAUACUAGGAACUGUUAUUCCAGAUUUUUUCCCCUCUAUAUUUGGUCCAGAUGAAAACCAGCCUUUAGAUGUUGAAGCUACCCGAAAAGCAUUUGAAAAAUUGUCCGUUGAGAUAAAUUCUUAUAAAAAAAGACAGGACCCAUCUGCUAAGGAUAUGACUGUGGAAGAGAUUGCUCUUGGUUUUGUUAAUGUUGCAAAUGAGACUAUGUGUCGUCCUAUCCGGCAAUUAACAGAAAUGAAGGGACACGAGACCAGAAACCAUGCUCUUGCUUGCUUUGGAGGUGCAGGUCCUCAGCAUGCAUGUGCUAUUGCUAGGUCCUUGGGUAUGUCUGAAGUACUGAUCCACAGAUACUGUGGCAUAUUGAGUGCAUAUGGAAUGGGCUUGGCUGAUGUUGUUGAAGAAGCACUGGAGCCCUACUCUUCAGUUUAUACUCCAGAUUCGGUGAUUGAAGCAUCCCGAAGAGAAUUGCAUCUAAAAGAUAAAGUAAAACAGAAGCUAAGAGAACAAGGAUUUAAUGAAGAAAACAUCACAACCGAGUCAUAUCUGAACUUAAGAUAUGAUGGCACUGAUACUUCCAUCAUGGUGAAGAGGCAUGUUGAAGGGGAAGCAAAUGACUUCGCUGCUGAGUUUGUGAAGCUCUUCCAGCAAGAGUAUGGAUUUAAACUUCAGAACAGAAAGAUUCUUAUCUCUGAUGUAAGAGUUCGAGGUAUUGGAGUUACAAAUAUUCUGAGGUCUCACGAGCUUGAGCCAGUUUUGGAAAACCCAGUAAAUGAGAGUCAAUACAUGAUCUAUUUUGGAACUGGGUGGCAACAGACUCCAUUGUUCAAGCUGGAGAAGUUGGGAUAUGGACACAUUUUGGAAGGCCCUGCAAUUAUCAUGAACGGAAAUAGUACCGUGAUUGUAGAACCUAAAUGCAAGGCUUUAAUAACCAAAUAUGGAAACAUAAAAAUCGAGAUUUAUUCGGCCCCAUACACCAUCAAUAUAACCGAACAAAUUGCGGAUGUGGUGCAGCUCUCUAUCUUCAAUCAUAGGUUCAUGGGCAUUGCCGAACAAAUGGGUCGGACUCUCCAAAGAACUUCCAUUUCUACAAAUAUCAAGGAGAGGCUCGACUUCUCUUGUGCUUUGUUCAGUCCUGAUGGAGGACUAGUUGCAAAUGCCCCUCAUGUACCCGUGCAUCUAGGCGCCAUGUCUACUACUGUUCGUUGGCAAAUCGAGUACUGGGGUGAAAAUCUUCAUGAAGGGGAUGUUUUAUUAACUAAUCAUCCAUGUGCUGGUGGAAGCCAUCUACCUGAUAUAACUGUUAUUACUCCUGUUUUUGAUAAUAGCAAACUAGUCUUUUUUGUGGCAAGCAGAGGCCACCAUGCAGAGAUUGGUGGCAUUACUCCUGGGAGUAUGCCCCCUUUCUCUAAAGCUAUUUGGGAAGAAGGAGCCGCCAUCAAGGCAUUGAAACUUGUUGAGCGAGGAGUCUUCCAAGAAGAGAGAAUCGUCAAACUGCUUCAAUCUCCAAACUCUGAUGAAAAUUCAGCUUACAAGAUUCCAGGAACUCGCAGGAUUCAGGAUAACCUAUCUGAUCUUAGAGCGCAGGUGGCUGCAAACCAGAGGGGGAUAACCCUGAUUAAAGAACUCAUUGAGCAGUAUGGAUCAGAAACCGUACAGGCUUACAUGAUUCAUGUACAACGAAAUGCUGAAGAUGCCGUUAGGGAAAUGCUCAAGUCAGUGGCCGCUCGAGUGGAACAGGAAAACCGCUCGUGCAUCAUCGAGGAAGAGGACUAUAUGGAUGAUGGCUCGGUCAUCCACUUGAGGCUCUGCAUCGACGCAAAAACUGGCGAAGCAACCUUCGAUUUCAAGGGAACCAGCCCUGAAGUCUAUGGUAAUUGGAAUGCCCCACAAGCAGUAACGGCUGCAGCCGUAAUCUACUGUCUCCGCUGCUUGUUAGAUGUCGAUAUCCCUCUGAAUCAGGGAUGCUUGGCCCCUGUAAAAAUUUUCAUUCCAGACGGCUCUUUCCUUUCUCCAAGUGAGAAAGCCGCAGUUGUUGGCGGCAAUGUACUCACUUCACAGAGGGUGACCGAUGUUAUCCUUACAGCAUUCCAGGCCUGUGCUUGUUCACAAGGUUGUAUGAACAAUCUAACAUUUGGAGAUAACAAUUUUGGAUAUUAUGAGACAAUUGGAGGAGGUAGUGGUGCUGGACCUACUUGGAAGGGAACCAGUGGAGUUCAAUGCCACAUGACUAACACCAGAAUGACCGAUCCCGAGAUUUUCGAGCAAAGAUAUCCGGUUUUGUUGCGUAGAUUCGGCCUUCGAGAGAACAGCGGCGGAGCUGGGUAUCACAGAGGGGGUGAUGGACUUGUGAGGGAGAUAGAGUUCCGGCGCCCAGUGGUAGUAAGUAUACUUAGCGAAAGGAGAGUAAUUGCUCCGAGAGGUUUGAAGGGUGGGGAGAAUGGUUCUCGUGGGGCUAAUUAUCUUAUUAGAAAGGAUAAGAGAAAGGCAUAUCUGGGAGGCAAGAACACAGUCGAGGUGGAGGCUGGUGAGAUUCUUCAGAUUUUAACUCCUGGUGGUGGUGGAUGGGGAGCUGCUGCUUCUUCUUCUACGUAGGAAUUGAGUAUUUAUUUAUUCACAGGAAUAAUAUCCGUUGGUGAACAGAGAUCUUCAUACGAAUUUUGAUGUUUGGAAACCUGGAAAAAGUCGCAGCAGCUGAUCAUUUGUCUGAAUGUUUUAUGGGUUUUUAGUAAAAUUUUGUUUACAAUUGCAUUUAUGUAGAGUUGGUAGGUAAAUAAAAAUUGAAUAAUUUUGCAUGAUCAAGACAUUUAAUAAGUGAAAUACUGUCAGCAAUAAUUUUGAUGAA